GGUUGAAUUUAAUAAUUACAUUCAAAAUCAAAUAUUAAAAGAAAGGCUGACGGCUGACCUCACCACCCUCUUCUAUAUAUCCCAACCUUUACCUCCAUUUUCUCCCUUCAAACAAUUCUACACAAUUCCUAUACCUUAAAAUUCCUCAUCAUCAAAACCACCUAAGGUUUUUUUCCAUCUUAGUACUACAAACCCCCAGCCCAGAGAAAAACCCAAGUAUCAAAAGCAUCGAAUGGGUGAGGUAAUUCACGGAAAUAUCCCCCUUUUUUUUGUCCACAAAUGCUUUCGUUGUUUAAAUAAUCCAUUCUCCGAUGUUCUCCUCCUGUUCUCAGUUUCAUUGAUUUCAUCAUAUCUGAUUAAUUACUAAUCCCCUCCCGGUUGAAUCCGUUCUGUGUUCCAGAAAGACGAUAAGAAGGGUGACGCGAAGAAUGAUGGACCAGAGAAGAAGGCCGCCGCCGACGGUGGCGGUGGCAAGAAGGACGACGGCCCAACCACCAUUGUGUUGAAGAUGGACUUACAUUGCGAAGGUUGCGCCAAGAAAGUCAAACGUGCUGUUAGAAAUUUCGGAGGUGUGGAAGAAGUCAAGACAGACUGCGACACCAACAAAAUAACAGUAAAAGGGAAUGUGGACCCGAGUUGGGUUCGGGAGAAAGUGGAACAAAAAUACAAGAAGAAGGUGGAGCUGGUCUCUCCUCAACCCAAAAAAGACGCCGGCGGAGGUGACAAGAAGGCCGACGAUAAAUCCGAUAAGAAACCUGCUGAUGACAAGAAGAAAGACGACGCCAACAAGAAACCCAAAGAGCCUCAAGUAAGCACUGUGGUGUUGAAGAUUAAGCUACACUGCGAUGGAUGUGCCCAGAAAAUCAAACGGAAAGUCAGAAAGUUUGACGGAGUCGAUGAAGUGAAAGUAGAUUCAGACAAGGAUCUGGUCACGGCGAAGGGAACAAUGGAUCCGAAGGAGCUGGCGAGCUACUUGAAAGACAUAACGAAAAGGCCGGUUGAUAUCGUCCCGCCGCCUAAGAAAGACGACGGAGGCGGCGAUAAGAAAGGAAAAGAAGGUGGCGGUGGCGGAGACAAGAAAGACGCUGAAAAGCCCAAAGAAGGUGGUGGUGGUGGUGGCGGAGACAAGAAGGACAAAGAAAAAGAAAGCGGUGGCGGCGGCGGGGAGAAGAAAAAAGACGGCGGUGAAGAUAAAGGUAAAAGUGUUGAGGAGUCAAAGGUUGAAAUCCACAAGUCGGAAUACCACGGGUAUGCUAGCACUAGUGGCACCGCCGUGCCGUACACCACCGGGUAUUACCAAUACGGUGUUCCGGCGUACAAUCACGCCUACGCAAUGCAAGAUUACGGCGUCCAGCCGGCGUACAAUUACCAAAUCCAAGAAUAUGGACACUCCGGCCACGUCGUGGAGUACCACCGCCCUCAUUACGAACCUCCGCCGCCUCCUCCGACGUUCUUACCGACUCACGAUCAAAUGUUCAGCGAUGAAAAUCCCAAUGCUUGCUCUCUCAUGUGAAAACGACAGCCCACCGGAUACACCAAUGUUUUGAGAUUAAUUAAAAAAUUGUAAAUAGAAAGAGAGAUUAUAUUUUUAAUUAAGGCGAAAAAAACAACAUUAAAGAAAAGAAAAUCUGUGGCCGAGGCAGGUUCGUAUAUAAGAGGACAAAAUUUUCCUUGUAAAAGAUAAUGCCAGUAGUUAGGUUCUUAUGGAAACGGUUAAACCGACGACUGGAUUAGGCAGGCACGGUUUAAUUAAGUUUUCAUUGGCUAAUUAAUCAGGUUUUUUUUUUUUUUUGAUGGGGCUUUGACUUAUAUGUCGAUCCAUAUUAUUAAUUUAUAUUUUCAGAAUUUCAACUAGCUCUUGUACCAUUUCAAUUUCAAUUAAUUAGAUUAUCUCGAAAAAUUUUGAAAACGAGGCAUGAUGUGUAAGCCUGCGGUUCAAUGGAGUCGGCAAUUUUAAUUUGUAUGAAUCUGCAAGAUGUAUUCAAAAAUAAUAAUUAUGUACAAAAGAGCUUACUUCAUUUGUCUUGUUCUUGGAUACAGCAAUACUUAUACAUAUUUUGGCUAAUUUUGGUGUCUUGUAAUUUAGCAAUUGUAGUCAUAUUUUUUCCGGUUACUUCGGUGGGUGGUGUCAUUAGUAUCGGGGGUCCAUAUUCAUUUGCGACAGAGACCAAUUUGGGAUCCGAAGCUCAUCAUGUUGUCCUGCUUGGAGUUCAUUACCCUAAUUAAGUUUACUUGUUGUGUAUUGUAAAAUUUGUAUUGCGACUACUAACUAGGGCUUUUGUCAAGCUGAAAAGAAUCACGAUACGGUAAAAUUAUAAAAGUUGUUUGUGAUCUUUAAUGCAAGCAGACUAGUUAGCUGAAUUCGACACUUGAGUCUUAGCUUUGGAUCGAGAUAGACAUAUCAAUCAAUCAUCGUACAAUGAUGACGUUAUUUUCUAUCUUCUAGCUAUCGUAGCAUCACAUUAUCAAAGUUUUGCGAGGGUAAAUAGCAGCCAAGGCAUAAUUAUCCUAGUCUCCUAGGAGCAUGUUGGGCUUCAAAUUACGUACGAGUGAAGAAAAUGAGGAUCCCUACAGAAAAGUGAGUUGCUUCCACGUCAAGGAGGACUUCUCAAAGGAGCUACCAAGGCUUAACUUAUCGUCCAAUAUAUAUCUAUCUUGGCCCCUGCAAUAAUACUCUCAUACAGCUAGC
Messenger RNA from Oldenlandia corymbosa var. corymbosa, 2689 nucleotides. NCBI's taxonomy places the organism in Eukaryota, Viridiplantae, Streptophyta, Magnoliopsida, Gentianales, Rubiaceae. The record is from the annotation of a GenBank genome assembly.